Cornus florida is the source of this 2604-nucleotide messenger RNA. RefSeq names its product receptor-like protein kinase 5. Gene Ontology annotation, molecular function: protein binding; ATP binding; protein kinase activity. The transcript has 5 exons. NCBI's taxonomy places the organism in Eukaryota, Viridiplantae, Streptophyta, Magnoliopsida, Cornales, Cornaceae. The record is from RefSeq and is a predicted model, not a curated record. Gene Ontology annotation, biological process: protein phosphorylation. Bases 1 to 2604 code for a protein of 867 amino acids.
AUGUUUGUUUUCAAGCUGGGUUUGGCUAAAUGUCAGGAAUCACUGGCUCUUAUUCACCUUACUGAUCCUAAAGACACUCUUUGUUGCAUAUGGUUGAUGAAAGAGUAUGGCGUCACCGAGUCUUGGACUAAACAGUUCAAUGUUGAUACUAUUGGAGGAUUCAAUAGUGUAGUUGGCUUCAUAAGGAAAGAACUAGCAAUCCUACUGAAGCUCAAACAACAUUGGUCCAAUCCACCCUCCAUCGAAUAUUGGAACUCAACCUCAACCUCAAUCCACUGUACAUGGCCGGAGAUCAACUGCACAGAAAACAACUUGACCGGGGCAAUACCGGAUGAUUUUGGAAAACUGACCAAACUGACUGGUUUGGCUCUGUUUACCAACCAUCUUUCCGGCGAAGUCCCCCAAAGCAUUGGCCGGUUAGCAGGGCUGCAAGUUAUAAAGUUGUUCGGCAACAAUCUAUCAGGACAAUUGCCACCAGACCUGGGGCGAUACUCGAUGCUCAGAGAAUUUCAAGUGGCCAACAAUCAGUUUACAGGCCAAUUGCCGGAGAUAAUAUGCGCCAACGGAGUGUUGGUAAGUUUCAUGGCAAUGUACAACAAUCUCACCGGUGAAUUGCCAAGUUCACUAGGGAAUUGCAUGAGUCUGUUAUAUAAUCAGGUUCAUGGUAAUCGAAUUUCCGGCGAAAUUCCGGCUGGUUUAUGGAAAUCAUUGAAUUUGACACAGUUGAUAAUAAGGGACAAUCUCUUUACCGGUCAUCUUCCUGAUGAAUUGGCGAGAAACUUAACGCGACUUGAUAUCAGUAACAACCAGCUUUCCGGUGAAAUUCCAGCUGGGAUUUCAUCAUUGAGGAAUUUAACGGUGUUCACAGCAAGAAACAAUCUCUUCACCGGCACAAUUCCACAAGAGUUAACAGCUCUUCCAUUCAUGACAACUCUUUCACUUGAUAGGAAUCGGUUUUCCGGGCAUUUUCCUUCAGAAAUAGUCUCAUGGGAUUCACUGAAUACUUUAAAUCUCAGUGGAAACCAACUCUCUGGGAACAUUCCAGCUGAGAUUGGUUCUUUGCCUGUCCUUACUUCUUUGGACUUGUCGGACAACGAAUUCUCCGGUCAAAUUCCAUCUCAAAUUGGCGGUUUAAGGCUAAAUUCAUUCAACCUUUCUUCUAAUAGUCUCACCGGGAGAAUCCCAGGUGCCUUUGAAAAUGCAGCUUAUCAUGACAGCUUUUUAAACAAUCCUGGUCUAUGUUCAAUUAACCCAUCAUUGGGCAUUCACGUUUGCUCUUCAGGAGCAAGAAAAUUUGGCAGAAUUUCCACCCAGCUUUUUGCUAUGUUGAUAAGUAUAGCAUCAGUUCUGUUCGUUUUAGCUAUUAUAUUCACGUUCUUCUUCGUGAUCAGAGUUCAUCGAAAGAGAAAGGUUGGAUUGGAUUUGAACUGGAAACUCACUUCAUUUCAGAGGUUGAAUUUCACUGUGUCGAGCAUUUUGUCGAGAUUGACUGAACAAUGCGUAAUAGGAAGUGGGGGAUCGGGGAAAGUGUAUCGCGUUCCAGUCAACAGCUCAGAAGGCGAUUUUGUUGCUGUUAAGAGGAUUUGGAACAACAGAAAGUUGGACCAAAAACUGGAGAAGCAAUUCCUUGCAGAAGUUGAGAUACUAAGCACAAUUCGCCACUCCAACAUAGUGAAAUUGUUGUGCUGUAUGUCAAAUGAGACCUCGAAACUUCUUGUUUACGAGUUUAUGGAAAAUGGAAGCUUGCAUGACUGGCUCCAUGGAAAGAAUAGGCGUAGGCAGCCAAGUGUAUCGGGUUCAGUCCAUCAUGUUGUCCUGGACUGGCCUAAGAGGUUCCAGAUUGCAGUUGGAGCAGCCCGGGGGCUAUGCUACAUGCACAAUGAUUGCUCACCACCUAUUGUUCAUCGCGACGUGAAAUCAAGCAAUAUCUUGUUAGAUCCCGAAUUCAAUGCGCAAAUAGCAGAUUUUGGCUUAGCCAAGAUGUUGAUCAAGCAUGGCGAGCCUAACACAGUGUCAGCUGUGGCUGGCUCCAUUGGGUACAUUGCUCCGGGUAAUUACGGAGUAAUCCUUCUGGAACUAGCAACCGGAAGGAAAGCCAGUGAUGGAGAUGAAGAAAUGGGGCUAGCAGGAUGGGCAUGGCAUCAAUUACAAGAAGGCAAGUCCAUAGAAGAUGCAUUGGAUGAGGAGAUCAAGGAACCUUGUUACUUGGAGGAGAUGAGUGGUGUGUUCAAACUUGGGAUCAAUUGUACUUGCACAUUGCCUUCCACCAGACCCACCAUGAAGGAGGUUUUGCAAAUACUGUUACGGUGCAACAAGACGAUGGCAUUUCAAAAGAAUAAUGGGGGAAGUGAGUAUAAUGCCGCUCCCCUGCUCAAGAAUUCUAAGCGAGAGAGGAGGUUAGAAACCGACGAUGAUGAUUUGGCGUCAAAUAAGGAAAUUGAAAUCAUCAGACUGCCUUUUGCUCGCCGGUCGAUUCUCCCUCUUGCUCGCUGGCCGCCGUGCAAUUUGAAGUUCUUGCAGAUGCGGGAGGCGGUGGCCUCAGAGACUGAGUCCGGAUGGGAGAAGGCGGUGUGGUCGGCAAUGGCAACUAGCAGCGGGGGAUAA